Molecule: messenger RNA, 1663 nt
Organism: Sinocyclocheilus anshuiensis
Lineage: Eukaryota; Metazoa; Chordata; Actinopteri; Cypriniformes; Cyprinidae
Product: cell division cycle protein 23 homolog
Exons: 15
Biological process (GO): positive regulation of mitotic metaphase/anaphase transition; protein ubiquitination; cell division
Cellular component (GO): anaphase-promoting complex
Molecular function (GO): protein binding
Source: RefSeq, a predicted model, not a curated record
UGUUGUUUGUGUUCCAGGGCAUCAGAACUGGCUGUUUCUUUGGAUGCGCUUCCUCUGAACGAGAUCCCUGCAGCGCCGGAGCUCACCGAGGAGGACGCCCGGGAUUUGGAUGCCCUGUGUCUGGCUAAAUCACACUUUGAGCUGAAGGAAUAUGAUCGAGCUGCAUAUUUUCUCCGCGGCUGCCGGAGUCAGAAAGCAUAUUUUCUCUAUAUGUAUUCGCGCUACCUAUCAGGCGAAAAGAAGAAAGACGACGAGACCGUCGACAGCCUGGGUCCUCUGGAGAAGGGUCAGGUCCGAAACGAAGCCCUGCGAGAGCUCAGGGUGGAGCUGAGCAAGAAACACAGCGCCGGAGAGCUGGACGGGUUUGCGCUCUAUCUUUAUGGGGUGGUUCUGCGGAAGCUGGAUUUGCUGAAGGAGGCGGUGGAGAUCUUUGUGGCGGCGACACAUGCUCUGCCUCUGCACUGGGGAUCCUGGCUGGAGCUCUGCAAUCUCAUCACCAACAUCGAAAUGCUGAAGUCCCUGUCUCUGCCGGAGUGCUGGGUGAGGGAUUUCUUCAUGGCACACAUGUUCACCGAGCUGCAGAUGAUCAAAGAGGCGCUGCAGAAAUACCAGAGCCUCAUGGAAGCAGGCUUCGCCAAAAGCACAUACAUCAUCUCCCAGAUCGCCGUGGCUUACCAUAACAUACGAGAUAUUGAUCAAGCCUUAUAUCUGUUCAAUGAACUCCGGGAACAGGAUCCUUUCCGCAUCGAGAACAUGGACACCUUCUCCAACCUGCUUUAUGUGCGGAGCAUGAAGCCGGAGCUCAGUUACCUGGCACACAAUCUGGUGGAGAUUGAUAAGUACCGAGUGGAGACGUGCUGCGUCAUCGGUAACUACUACAGUCUGCGGUCUCAGCACGAGAAGGCCGCUCUGUAUUUCCAGCGGGCUCUGAAGCUGAAUCCACGCUGUCUGGGGGCCUGGACCCUCAUGGGUCACGAGUACAUGGAGAUGAAGAACACCUCCGCUGCCAUCCAGGCCUACAGGCAUGCAAUUGAAGUGAACAAAAGGGACUACCGGGCCUGGUACGGACUCGGACAGACCUAUGAGAUCCUCAAGAUGCCCUUCUACUCGCUCUACUACUACAGAAAAGCUCAUCAUCUGAGGCCUAAUGACUCGCGAAUGCUCGUCGCUCUCGGGGAAUGUUACGAGAAGCUGUCUCAGCAAGUGGAGGCCAAGAAGUGUUACUGGAGGGCGUAUUCGGUCGGAGAUGUGGAGAGAAUGGCUCUUCUGAAGCUGGCCAAGCUUCACGAGCAGCUGAAUGAAUCUGAUGACGCUGCACAAUGCUACAUCAUCUACAUCCAGGACAUUUUCUCAUGUGGUGAGCAGCUGGAGCACGCUGAGGUCAGCACCGCUCUCAGGUAUCUGGGUCAGUACUACUUCAAGAACAAGCUGUACGACGAGGCGUCUCUCUGCGCUCAGCGCUGCUGCGAUUAUAACGACGCGCGAGAGGAAGGCAAGGCUUUGUUGAGGCAGAUCUCUGCGGUGCGAGAGCAAGGAGAGCCUUCAUCCACAGACCUGUCUUUAGCCUGCGUCUUCAACCCACUGAUCAACACCACCACACCCGUCAGGAGAGCGUCUCCACUCGACCUGUCCUCCGUCACACCCUGACACAACUGUUCGUACA